Olea europaea var. sylvestris is the source of this 1545-nucleotide messenger RNA. Its product is annotated as casein kinase II subunit alpha-2. The record is from RefSeq and is a predicted model, not a curated record. Gene Ontology annotation, cellular component: nucleus; protein kinase CK2 complex; cytosol. The transcript is spliced from 10 exons. NCBI's taxonomy places the organism in Eukaryota, Viridiplantae, Streptophyta, Magnoliopsida, Lamiales, Oleaceae. The coding region runs from base 292 to 1293 and encodes 333 amino acids. Gene Ontology annotation, biological process: protein phosphorylation. Gene Ontology annotation, molecular function: protein serine/threonine kinase activity; ATP binding.
UCUGUUGACAGUUGACAGCCAGACAUCUGUUCCAAGAAUAGAAUAAAUUCCAAUAAAGUUGUGUUAAUACAAUUCAAAUAAUCUUAAUAAUAGUAUUACUGGCUUGGUACUUGGUAGUGAAGAAUUCCCCUGGCGCACGAUCCCGCGCUGUUACUCCGUAUCUCGCUGGUGUGCGCCAUCGUCGCUCUGCGAGCGCCGGUUGCUCAUCCUCCUAACCUGUGCUUCCCGUCUGCAUCUGUACACAUUAAUAAGAUCAACGGCACCGUGACGUCGGAGAUCUACGGCUCAGGAAUGUCGAAAGCCCGAGUCUACCCUGAUGUGAAUGUAUUGCGUCCCAGAGAAUAUUGGGAUUACGAAAAUCUCACUGUCCAGUGGGGAGACCAAGACGAUUAUGAGAUUGUCCGAAAAGUUGGAAGGGGAAAAUACAGUGAAGUUUUUGAAGGUAUAAAUGUGAACAGCAAUGAGAAGUGCAUAAUCAAGAUUCUAAAACCUGUCAAGAAGAAAAAGAUAAAGAGAGAGAUCAAAAUACUGCAGAACCUUUGUGGGGGUCCCAAUAUUGUCAAGCUCCUUGAUAUCGUUAGAGAUCAGCACUCGAAAACUCCCAGCUUGAUAUUUGAAUAUGUGAACAGUACAGAUUUCAAAAUUCUGUAUCCUACAUUGACGGACUAUGACAUACGUUACUACAUAUAUGAGCUUCUCAAGGCAUUAGAUUACUGUCACUCACAAGGAAUGAUGCACAGAGAUGUCAAGCCUCAUAAUGUUAUGAUUGACCACGAGUUACGAAAGCUUCGCUUGAUAGACUGGGGUCUUGCAGAAUUUUAUCACCCUGGCAAGGAGUAUAAUGUUCGUGUUGCUUCAAGAUAUUUCAAGGGUCCAGAACUUCUUGUUGACCUCCAAGACUAUGACUAUUCAUUAGAUUUGUGGAGCCUUGGUUGCAUGUUUGCUGGAAUGAUUUUUCGCAAGGAACCUUUCUUUUAUGGGCAUGACAACCAGGAUCAACUUGUGAAGAUUGCCAAGGUGCUUGGGACAGAUGAGUUGAAUGCAUAUUUGCACAAGUAUCAGUUGGAACUUGAUCCUCAGCUUGAAGCUCUAGUCGGGAGACACAGCAGGAAACCCUGGACAAAAUUUGUCAAUACGGAUAAUCAGCAUCUAGUAUCUCCAGAGGCGAUAGAUUUUCUCGACAAGCUCCUUCGGUAUGAUCAUCAGGACAGACUCACAGCAAAAGAAGCCAUGGCCCACCCAUAUUUCUUGCAAGUGAGGGCUGCAGAGAAUAGCAGACUACGGACCCAAUAGCCUAAAGACACUGUUCCACGCACCAGAGACUCCUAUUUUAAUUUUACUUCACAUUUUGUGUCGAUGGUGAGCUGGAUGUUAAGGUUGCAGACAUCAUUUGUGAACAAAUUUAUUAUGAAGUUUGAUCAAGAUAAGGGUACUUGACUAGACUUCCGCUUCUAUGUAUUCUAAAACAAAUUCUGAUUGUAUUUGUUUGAGCUACAUGUAGAUCGGUUCCUCGUGCUCUUCUGUCAAUGUGUUCAUUUGGUCGAA